Colletotrichum orchidophilum is the source of this 690-nucleotide messenger RNA. RefSeq lists its product as uncharacterized. The transcript has 3 exons. The record is from RefSeq and is a predicted model, not a curated record. Lineage: Eukaryota; Fungi; Ascomycota; Sordariomycetes; Glomerellales; Glomerellaceae. Bases 1 to 690 code for a protein of 229 amino acids.
AUGAUGACGAUCGAGGGGAGAAAGGGCUCGUCGGCGAAGAAACGGCGGUGCUUUCGUGGAGGGGACUGGGUAUCGGGCGCCGAGGGGAUCUAUAGGGUGGAGGAGGGCAUCAGUCAAUAUGCUGCCCAGGCCAGAGCCGCGGAUCAAGUCCCACAAUAUAGCAGGAUAGAUCUUGAGGCAGCUAGCGAGUCGUCGUUGAGCGAAAAGUCAAAAGCCCGUGGAGGCCAGUGGAACGUACCUUGGAGAUGGAGUAAGAAGAGGACUGGUGGUGCUGCUAGGAAUGUGACUGGCAGCGGUAGCGGCAACGAUGCUUGCCUGUCGUGGGGCCAUCCUUGGAAGAAGGGGAGUGGGAGGAGACGUCUGCGACCUGCAGCCGGUGAAGAGGAUGUUUUUGGUGAGGGAGGCGAGGAUGAUGAGCAACAGGGGCGACAGCAAGACGCGGAGCAGCGUCAGCAGCAGCAGCGUCAGCAGCAGCAGCAGCAGCAGCAGCAGCAGCAGAAGCAGAAGCAGGGGCGGGUGCAACAACGGGAGGACCAGACGUGGAAGUCGUACCAGAAGCAUCAGGAUCUGAAGUUGAGCCCUGGGCACUCCGAGUCUGGAGCGCAAGCUGCGACAUGGUGGGCAAUGCGACGGAAAGACAACUGGCCGGCGGCCCAACUGGGGGUGUACACGUGCAGGGUCAGAGCUUAA